Molecule: messenger RNA, 3737 nt
Organism: Parasteatoda tepidariorum (common house spider)
Lineage: Eukaryota; Metazoa; Arthropoda; Arachnida; Araneae; Theridiidae
Product: equilibrative nucleobase transporter 1
Biological process (GO): transmembrane transport
Molecular function (GO): transmembrane transporter activity
Source: RefSeq, a predicted model, not a curated record
GGCCCUGACUUGGAAUAUGAUUUCUCGAAUUAACUUACGAAAAGAAAGAGCAACUAAAAAAAGAAAUAUAUAUCCCAAUCUUUUCUCCCUAUUCCUAAACGAAGAGUGGUUCCCUAAAUCUCUGACGUCACUUCCCCCGUUACAAGCUGAUGAUUUCAAACAGCACACAUGGAACCUAUGUUUAGUUACAAAAUCUUCUCUUCUCAAGUAGCACCACUUUAGUUAUUUCUUUAGAAUCAUGGAGAGAUCCAAAAAAUAUUUUUUGCUUUUUUGGGGUCUAUUGGAGACUUGGGUUUUUAGUGGGACUAUUUUGGGGUGGUCUGCUCUGCACUAUAUGCUCAAAAAAGAAGGGGUUUAUGGACAUUUAUGUACAACAAUUGAAGUUCCUGCAGAAAAUUCUACAUUAUUUGACGUUUCCGAGCUUGUUGAUGCAAUAUAUGAGUUUCCUGAUGUAGUACCUUCUGUGCAAGUUACACUAGCACAUGCAGUGGGUUGCAACGCUCAAGAUAAAAUACUCAAUCUUGGAUACACAAUAGGAAUAUUCUGUGUAGGAUUUAGUGCAUUCAUAUGGGGUUUCCUUAUUGACAGGCUUGGACUCAGAAUUAUCAGAUUAUUGCUCAACGGUCUUAUUUCAUUGGGUACUAUUCUUCUAUCAGUAACUACGAAAGAAACAUCUUACCUGAUAUUUCCUGCACUUACGUUAAUGUGCUUGGCUGGUGUACCGCUUCGACUAGCCAAUAUGCAAAUAGCAAACCUUUUUCCAACCAGAAGAUCUACCGUCAUUACUCUCUACAGUGGAGCCUUCACUGCAUCUGCAUCCAUAUUUAUUUUCAUGAAGUAUGGAUAUGAUGCAGGACUUUCGUGGGAGUGGGUGUGCUAUAUUCUUGUGGCCUACAGUGCAUGCAUGUUACCCAUUACUCUAUUUUGCCUACCCGUGGAUCGAAUCAGGGAUGACAGUGAAAAGGGUCGAACACUCAUCUUCAAAAGAGUCGGUGAUAUUGCCGUCAUCACAACAGGGCAAGAUGGAAAAUUUAAUGCAAUACCAGCUUCACCUUUGACUUUAAAGAAAACAUUUGAAGGAUUAGAGCCUAUUCCCCGAAAAGUAUUGCAAAGUGUAGAAAUGGAAAAAGAGAUAACUACUGCCAGUUUGGAGGAACAACUACCAUUUAAGGUAGCUGUCACGUCUUUUUCCUUCUCUUUGCACCAAUAUUGGUUCUCAUGGUUGUUGCUGGCAACUCUCAAUUACUCUGGGUCUCUACAUUUAUGGAUGGAGAGAAUAAGUUCCGAUUUCCAUGUUGUAAGUAGGUAUACACAGAUUUAUGGUUUGUGUCAAGUUUCCUCUCUAGUUCUGGCACCAAUAGCAGGCAUUGUAAUGGACAGAACUCUGAAUUCAGCUGCUCAAGAGCCAGACUUUGAUAAGCGAAAACUGAUAAAGCUUAGAUCUGGAUUCUGGCCGAUGCUUUUUACAACAAUAGCGCAGGCUAUUGUUCAAAUUUGCAAGUUUUUUGAAAAUGAUGAUUCAGUGUACAUAUCAAUCGCCUUCACUACUAUUCUAAGAUCAUUUCAUGUUGCUGUUGCCUCUGCCUAUUUAAGGAUAAGAUUUCCUGCAAGCCAUUUCAACCGAUUAUUGGGCAUUAUGAGCACAACAGCUGCUGUUGGUUCCUUACUUCAGUUUCCACUAUAUGUUUGGGAAUCCCAUUCAAAAGAGGAUGUUUUACAAGUAAACAUCUUCAACCUCAUUACUCUGUUGUUGUGUUUUGUUCACCCUCUUCAUCUACUCUUCACACCUUUGCAGAAGCGAUUUAUUCGUAAAGAAAGAGACAUUAUACUACAAGCUAAAACCACGAACUCCUAGUCAAUUAAUAAUUGUGAUCCUAGUAGCAGCAGCGCACCAAGCGAAGAUUUUUAUGAACAUGUUCGAGUAAAGCUUCUAUGAGAGCUAUAAGCGAAAAUGUGUGGUGCUCGUGAAAUUACUUCUUAGUUUCUUACCUGAUGUGCUAAAUUUGUAGGUGCCAAAAGAAUUAUUUUCCUUAUUUUAGAGGAGCAGAACUGGAAAUGCUUAAGUUGGAUCCAUGAUUUUUAUUUUUACUAUAAUUUCUCUCCUGAUGCUGCAUUUAUACUUAAGAAAGUUCUUUUUAAAUUGAUUUGGUUUACUUAUAAAUGAACAAUUCCAAAGAUCAAAUGAAGAUAGUUUCAGUGAACGACUAUAAAACUUAUCAGGAGUUAAAACCACUUAAUAAUUGUUUUAUAAUGUAUUAUAAUUAUUAGAUGUAGUUUUUUUUUAUAAAAAAUAAAUGAGAAUUAUAAAUGUUUAAAUGAAAGUGAAGGUGGCAUAAUUAAGUUAUAGAAAAAAGUAUUAUUAUUUUUAAUGCUUAGUUUGAUAACAGAACACUGAAUGGUGUUUUGUUAGCACUUGUAAACUUAACUUAAAUAAUGUAACUUAAUGUACUUAAACGGUGAUUAAAUGGUGCUUUUUUAUGCAAAUUGUAAACGAAUCAUCUUGUAUCAUCUUCAUAAAAUAUUUUUAUACAGAGAUGGCAUGAAAAAAGUUAGGGCCCAAGAAUGCAUUCUGUUGGUUGAAAAUAUUGGAGCUAUAAAUAAUUCAAAUGAUGUGCUUGACAUUUGUUAAUAAUAAUUAAAAAAACUAGUACAAAAAACACUGAUAGGCGGUGGAAUGGUAAAUUUAAUACUUUAUGCAAUGCUGAAUUAUACAUUGGAACUUUUUGUAUUCAUUUUCUUCGUAAUUCUUUUAUAGCUGCAACAGAAUUCAAAUGGUUCUUGUAGUGCAUUUUACCAAUUGUGUUUUUUAAUAGGUGGUGGGGAGAUAAAUUUAAUACUUUAUACAUUGGAACUUUUUGUAUUUGUCUCAUUUGGUGGAAUUAUUCUACAGCUGUAAUAAAACUCAAAUGGUUCUUGUAGAGCAUUUUACUAAUAGUGUUUUUCAAUAGGUGGCUGGGAGGGAAAUUUAAUAAUUUAUACAUGCUAAAUUAUACAUUGGAACUUUUUGUAUUCGUCUUAUUUGGUGGAAUUCUUCUACAGCUGUAAUAAAAUUCAAAUGGUUCUUGUAGAGCAUUUUACCAAUAGUGUUUUUCAAUAGGUGGCGGGGAGGGAAAUUUAAUACUUUAUACAUGCUAAAUCAUACAUGGGAACUUUUUGUUAUUGAAUUUACCACCUUUAUAUUAUUACCUGGAACUUUAUAGCAUUUUACCAAUAGUAUUUUUCAAUAGGUGGCGGGGAGGGAAAUUUAAUGCUUUAUACAUGCUAAAUUAUACAUUGGAACUUUUUAUUAUUGAAUUUACCACCUUUAUAUUAUUACCUGGAACUUUAUAGCAUUUUACCAAUAGUGUUUUCCUUGCAACGUGGACGUAGGCACACAUGACAUGAGGCAGUAGCUGAUGCUCGUGCAAAAUCCGUCGUAUUUUUUACCACGAAGUAUGGAGAAGAGGCUUGCUCUGUAACGCAAAUGCUUUUUCCCAUUUUCAACCUAUGCAAAUGUAUGUAAUGUAUGCUUAAUAUAUUUCUGUUGAUGAACCUUGUUGUUCUAAAGUAUUUUUGUUAUUUAAUAUAUGUCAAGUGCAUAAUUUAAAUUACCUUUUGUACAAACUUUAUCUCAUUUGGACCAAUAUAACGCACGAUAGUAUCAUCUGUGGAAAGUUUAUUUUCUGCUUACCCCGUAUUUAGGGCAAUUACUGAAGGAGUGUGAUGGUCUCAAUUCCAUUGAAUGAGUAGCAUAGAUA